Messenger RNA from Dothidotthia symphoricarpi CBS 119687, 1773 nucleotides. Its product is annotated as acyl-CoA oxidase. Gene Ontology annotation, biological process: fatty acid beta-oxidation using acyl-CoA oxidase; lipid homeostasis. Bases 1 to 1773 code for a protein of 590 amino acids. Gene Ontology annotation, molecular function: fatty acid binding; acyl-CoA oxidase activity; FAD binding. The record is from RefSeq and is a predicted model, not a curated record. NCBI's taxonomy places the organism in Eukaryota, Fungi, Ascomycota, Dothideomycetes, Pleosporales, Dothidotthiaceae. The transcript has 7 exons. Gene Ontology annotation, cellular component: peroxisome.
AUGCCCGACUUUACCGACCGUCUUGAACCAGCCCACGACGGCACUGCGACCCUGCGAACCGAAUGGAAUGCAUCCAAACUUAACCCCAACGAAUUGGCAAAACACCUCUUGGAUCGAGAUGGGUUUCCAGAGCGGCAAGAGAAGGAACUCAACCUCUCGAGACGCGAAAGACACCACCUAGGAUUGGCAAGGGCGAAAUCUAUUCAGAGAAUCAUCAGAAGGGAAAAGUGGGGUGAGGAGGAGCACACAAUGGCAGAGUAUCUGACGGAUGAGAUGAGCCCAUGCUUCUUGCAUGGAACUAUGUUUGGUCACGGAAGUAACGUUCGUGGCCUCGAGACGACGGCAAAACGGGACCCUGUUGCCAUUGAGUUCGAAAUCCACAGUCCGUACCUGACGGCAAGCAAGUGGUGGAACGGCUCCAUGGCUAGAACGGCCACGCAUGCUAUUGUGGUUGCACAAUCGCUUCUGCCGACUGGAACCACCAUGUCUGAAUACAAAAAUCACGGCCCGCAAACAUUCAUUGUGCGGAUUCGGGACAAGAAGACUCAUCAGCCGCUGCCUAGAAUUGCGGUAGGGGACAUUGGCCCAAAAUAUGGUUAUGCGUUCACGGACAACGGAUACAUGCUCUUUGACCGUCUCAAGGUUCCUCGGUCUACGGGCGCAAGAAUGCGGAGAAGUCAUCCCGCCGUUGUGUAUGGGUCGUUGACGUUCCUCCGCGGACAGAUUAUCAUGCAGGCACGUUUGGUUCUGGCGCGAGCCGUCACGGUUGCCGUACGGUACUGCGCCAUACGACGGCAGUUCCGGGACCGCGACUCUAAGAGUGGAAGAGAACCCGAGAUGAAAAACCUCGACUACCCAACCGUGCAUAUCAGGAUCCUACCACUACUCGCCACUACCUUCGUGUUGCACUAUACAGGCGAGUAUAUGUACACCCUGUACUACCGCAGCAGGGAGACGAUGGAGAACUGCGAUUUUGGUCCUCUAGCCGAGUUACACAGCGCAACCAGUGAGUUGAAAAGCUUAUGCACGAUCCUAGCUGCACACGGCAUCGAAACAUGUCGGCAAGCAAUGGGCGGCCACGAUUUUGGAGGUGGAAGUGGACUGAUGAUCAUGCAACAAGUAGCUGCAUACCUCAUCGAGAAGAUGACCGCCGCAGUGAAACAUCCCCAACCCCCUUCCAAAGACCCUACAUAUGAGCUAUUCCACUUCUACCUCGCGAACCGUACCCACCAAUGCCCCCAAACCUUCCUCCCUGACGGGUCAAUAGACGACCAAAUCAUUGUAGACAUGUUCAAAUGGUGUGCAGCAGAGCUAGCACGCCGUGCAUAUCACGCCCGCAUGCUGCACAACCUAAGCCGCGCCUACAGCGAGCACAUCCUUGUUUCAAACUUCCAUUCUUCCUUCGCCACCACCUCCCACCUAACAUCCCCCACACACGACGUUCUUCGAACGUGUUUUUACCUCCAUACGCUCUCCACGCUAGACCAAUCUGCGUCAUCCUUCACAAUGUCAGGCGCCGUAUGCCCCGCAUCUGUAUACAUCAUCCAACACACAAUACUAGACCUCAUGACGGACCUACGACCACAUGCCGUUAGGCUUGUUGAUGCCUGGGCAAUACCCGAUUGGCUGCUCAACAGUGCGUUAGGCAGGUUUGACGGAAGGGAGUAUGAGGAGCUGUUUGAUAUGGCGCAUCGGCAACCUCCGCUGAAUUCAAUGACGUUCAAUUGUGAUUGGCGAAGCGACGAGAUUGUGUUGGGGGGAGGCGUUUAUUAG